GUUUAACUGAGCAUAUUGCCCCGCGUUCCAUGCGAAACGCACGAGGGGUGCAGUCGCGUUGACCUCCCCCCCCCCAUUGGUGAAGUCUACGGGGAGGCGGCGCGACCAUACGGGUGAGGUAACUCCUGCCCCAACAGGUUUCCACCGCAGUUGGUUGGCUCCCCAUUUGGGAGGCUGCGCGGUCGCUUCGUUUGCGCUGUAUUCCCCUUCGGUGUGCCCCCCUCACAGUAUACACUGCCAUAAGAGGGGCACGGCCAACCGGACGAUUUCCCCCCUCCCUUCCUCUAGCUAGAGGGACGGCCCUCCCCCCAAAUGAGUUUCAAAAAUAAAAGGGCAAAAUUUGUCACCAUCUAGAGGCACGAUUUGUCUCCUUUUUUUUUUUGUUCACUCCUGUCUUGGUGAAGCUUCCCUUUUUUUUCCCUUCCAUCGUCCGCUCAGCAAAGAGGGAGGCGAGCAUAGCGGUCGUAUAAUUAUUCCCCCGCUACGCUCGCCUCCUCCCCCUAAGGGGGUGCUCCUCAUCCCAAGUGGUUUCACCCUUGACGUGGGAAAAAAACACAACAUGGGAAGCGGAAAAGGUGGGGAAGCAACGGAGAGGUACGGGGAGUGCCUGACAAGGCUCUAUCGAACGCACUCUCUAAAGUUGGGGCUGGAAAGAAUGAAGGCGCUAAGCGAGAGCUUCGGAAAUCCAGGUGAUAGUUACAAGACAAUUCACGUGGCUGGCACGAAUGGAAAAGGAUCCGUGUGCCACAAAAUAAGUGUCUCUUUAAAGCUGCGCAACUACAGAGUGGGGCUGUUUACAUCUCCACAUGUAUUCUCCCUCCGAGAAAGAAUCAAAGUGGAUGACGAGUGUAUAAGUGAAGAGGACUUGGUCUCUCUCGUGGGGGAAGUUUGGAAGAAGGCAGACGAGCUGGACCUGAAGCCAUCCUUUUUUGAAACUGUAACCAUCGUUGCGUAUCUGUUCUUUAGAGCGAAAGGUGUGGAUUAUGCAGUCGUGGAGACUGGGAUUGGGGGUCGCCUAGAUGCAACCAACAUUUUGAAGAAGCCAGAUUUGGUCAUCAUCACCUCGAUUGGCUACGAUCAUCAACAGCUCUUAGGGACCCACCUCAGUGACAUUUGCGAAGAAAAAAUUGGGAUAAUUAAACGCAGCACAAGUGUAGUCGUCGGGCCGUCCGUAUCACUCUAUAGGAGCCUCUUCACCAGAGCUACCGACUUGGGCUGCACCCUUACGGUCGUCCCACCGGAACCUCGCGGAGAGACAUUCAACGAGGAAAACACAAGAAUAGCAACGGAGGCGCUUAAGGUCCUAAAGGUAGAUGCUCCAUCAGAUCCCAUUCUCCAAGCAGUAAUAUGUGUGAAGCCUCCACUAAGGAUGCAGUACCUUGCUAGUGAACAGCUGGAGCAUGUGAUGAAGAAGGUUUCCCCCUCCCCUGGGAGUUUCACCAGUGGGGCUUCUCUCCCCCUGGCUGUCAUCCUCGACGUGGGCCACAACGAAACGGCCGUCGAUCGGCUCUGCCAAGAUGUCAACUGCUUCCACAAGGGCAGGCCCAUACGCGUCUGCGUCUGCGCCACCCGCCCGCGCAGCCUGGCCAUCUUCCAGCCCCUCGUGGCGCACUUCCAGGGCCUCCUCCAGGUGGGCAGCGGCGAGGAGAAAAGCGGAACGACGUGGAGCGGAGUUCCGUCCCUCCCCGACGCGCUGUUGCCUUUUCGACGCACUAUAUCGCUUCUUCGUAUUCCUAUUAUGUGGACUCGUCUGCCAAUUUGCCCACCUCUCCUUCGUCUGCGUCUACCAAUUUUUCCUCCCCCCCCGCAGGACGUCCUGUACCUCCCCUCCCUGAACGACCGCACGUACGAUUUCGCCGAAGUUGCAGAAAUGCUCAACGGAGACGAGCAGAUAAGUGGCGAGCUGCGGGGGCUGCUACUGCGCAGCGCCGAGAAGGUGACUGGGUGGCUGGCAGGCAACCCCUACACGCGCGGUAAGGCUGGCGAAGGCGCGCCCAAGAGCACCAUCCCCCUGAUCGUGAAAAACGCCUUCCUCGAGUGCUGCAAGGACAAGUCCAUUUUGCUUAUCUGCGGGACCUUUUUCAUGUUUGAUGAAGUCCUGCCCGUCUUUGACAUCCGCUCGGAUCUGCAGGACCCCAUUUCGAUGAACGAGCCAUCCCCCAUGUGA
Molecule: messenger RNA, 2167 nt
Organism: Plasmodium vivax (malaria parasite P. vivax)
Lineage: Eukaryota; Apicomplexa; Aconoidasida; Haemosporida; Plasmodiidae
Product: dihydrofolate synthase/folylpolyglutamate synthase, putative
Exons: 3
Coding region: 560-2167 (535 amino acids)
Biological process (GO): folic acid-containing compound biosynthetic process
Cellular component (GO): cytosol; mitochondrion; cytoplasm
Molecular function (GO): tetrahydrofolylpolyglutamate synthase activity; ATP binding; dihydrofolate synthase activity
Source: RefSeq, a predicted model, not a curated record